Molecule: messenger RNA, 2220 nt
Organism: Lodderomyces margitis
Lineage: Eukaryota; Fungi; Ascomycota; Pichiomycetes; Serinales; Debaryomycetaceae
Gene: PET127
Product: Pet127p
Exons: 1
Coding region: 1-2220 (739 amino acids)
Biological process (GO): mitochondrial RNA 5'-end processing
Cellular component (GO): mitochondrial envelope; mitochondrion
Source: RefSeq, a predicted model, not a curated record
AUGAGACUUAUAACAUACAUAUGGGGCAAACUGGUCCCCCUACGAUCUAUCUUGAUACUAUCUAGAAACAUUUCAAACCAAUCUGGAGUCAAUCUGAAGGUUUCACUGAAGCACAAUGCAAAAAAUGAUGUUAUGGAUAACGCCUUCAAGAAGAAUAUACCCAACAACGAUUCCAAACAUCCAACGAAUGGUACCCGUGUACAAAAUGCUGAAAAGGUAAAUACGAAUUCAUCAAGAGAUCACGUUACUUCAUAUUUACCGAAUGUUGAUAAACCACCAACAGAUGUUCAAUCCAAAAGAUUACAAAAGCCAGGAAACGAAGUUGCCACUUCUGGCAAAACCCACAAUUAUAAUACCAAUAAAAUUGAUCGAGCUCUUAGCACAAUGGACCGUCUCCGAAAGGUAAACCCACAAGCUAGAUCCUCCAAAAGGCGAUCGAGACUGAAAAAGCCUUCCGAUACAAGUGACAAGCUCGAUUGCGAGUCUGGUACAACGCGUCUAACAUCACAGAAUGUCGUUAAGAAACAAUUGAAGCAGUGCAUAGCACCAACAAAAGAGGACAUACCGCGAUUGGCUCACAACUUGGAUCGAGUCUUGUUUUCGCCUGGGGUUCAUUUUUUACAGGACCCAAGAACCCGUGUUUACAAUUUCUCUCCUUUCUUGAAGAAUGUAAUACAUUACAAGGACUUCAACUUUGAUGCUGCAGGCAGUUACACGCCGGUGGAUAAGCAUAAGACUUUGUUGGAGAAUGCCAAACUUUUCAAAAAGCAAUUUUACUCAAGUACUUCAUCAAUGACUUCGAUAUUGAGCAAAUUUUACAUGUUGUUGAACAACUAUUCGCCGUCUAAAGUGGAGAGGUUUGGCGAAAUUCCAUUGAGUGGUGUAGCUACAAAGUUACCAAGUAGCACAUUUGUUGAGCCUAAAGGCUCGUUCACUUCUAAAAGCAAAAAGAAAACGGUGUAUUCACUCCUGGCUGACAAGUCCUGCGACUCUGAAAUUUUGCUCAGUGCAAUGGGUAUUUGUAUGGAAACCUUGUUGACGAAUCCAGAAGAUGAAUUUGUCAAAUAUAGAAAGGAUAGCACGGAGGAAGCCCCGCCAUCUCCGUUAAAUGCCUACAACUAUGCAUCCUUUGGUGACUUUUUAAUGCGUUCCCAGCUAGAUUGUUUUGAUGAGAGACUUCCGGGCAAAGGAACAUUUGAUUUGAAAACUAGAGCAUCUACCAACAUAAGGUAUAAUUCGCAUGACCCUAAUGUGGGAGAAACCGACUACCAAAUAUUUAAAUUGACUGGACAAUAUGAAAGUUACGAAAAAGAAUUCCGUGAUCUCAUAAAAACUGGAGCUUUACUCAAAUACUUAUUUCAGGCAAGAAUUGGGCAAAUGGAUGGGAUAUUUAUUGCGUAUCAUAAUAUCAAUUCCAUAUUUGGGUUUCAGUACUUGCCAUUAGAAGAGUUGGAUAAAAUCUUCUACUCUCAUGCUGAUUACACCACAGUUGCUUCGGAUUCCAGUGAAUCAAGUUUGAAGGCAAUCUAUGAAAUGGAUAAGUUGCCAUCAUUGGUUGGAGAAACACAGUUUAAAUUCACAAUGGAAAUUUGGGAAACCUUGCUAAAGGAACAUAUUAUCAAAGACUUUGAAGCUAGUGGCUUAAAAGAUACUGCAUUCAGGUUAGUUGUACAAACAUACAGACCACGUUAUGGUAGGACUCAGGAAUUGAGAAUAUAUGCCAUCCCAGUGUCGGUCGAUGAGAUCCAACUGUUUCAACUGUUUGCUGAUCGAUAUCCAACUGAUUUCAAACAAGAUUUAACUCAGGAGCAAAGAGAUGUCAACAUAAAGAAGCAUGCAACGGAACUACAAAAAUUUAAUAUUGACUCCUUAAAAGGGAAAAGGCUUUUGUCAUAUGCAAUCACCAUGGGUAGCAGUUAUAUCGAUGCGGAAACAACUGCUUACUACAACUUGCCUCGUCAUAUGCCUGACUCGUGGCGUGUGCAGUAUUGCAUCAAACCUGUCAAGAAUCCAUCAGAAAAGGACUUCAUAAAAGUGUUUGACUUGCCAAUCCAGCAAUUAAAUGAACAGUUCCAACUGGCAAAUAAAUCUAAGUUCAAGUUUAUGAAAUACAUACAACAGAUACAUCACCGAUACGAAAAAAUAGGUACACUAAGAAAGAAGCAAUGGGCCGGGAAGGAGAAAACUGCAAAAGUAUAUAGACCAAAGUAUAAUUUGUAG